UAGUAGGCUGGGCACCGGUGUUCUAAAGCAAAUUCUGCCUAAACUAGCAGGAAUGUUUUCACCUCAGGAAGACUGUCUAGGGCCAGAUUGGGAGGGAGGUGAAGAUAGGGGCAGGGCCCUGGGCAGGGCCAGUCACUGAAGCGAGGCCAAGGCCUGGAGGGAAAGAGCCAGUUCCUGGUGGCUGUUGGGCAGCUCACACAGCUCCCUGCUACAUCAGCCAUGGUCCUCCCUCUGCCCUGGCUCUCAUGUUGCUGCCGUCGCCUCCUCCUGCCUUCCUGGCCCCUGGGGCCCCAGGGUUCCUGGAGGUGCUGCUCCCAGAGCCCUAAGGCAAGCACAAAAGAGCAGACCAGCUCCACAUGCAGUGAGAAGAUGAGGUCACCGCCAAGGGGUCCCCGGCCCAGCCCCACAGCUGAGCUGGCCCAAGCUGAAGAGUUGCUGGAGCAGCAGCUGGAGCUGUACCAGGCCCUUCUGGAAGGGCAAGAAGGGGCUUGGGAAGCACAGGCCCUGGUGCUCAAGAUCCAGAAGCUGAAGGAACAGAUGAGGAGACAUCGAGAGAGCCUAGGAGACGCCUAAGCUUUCCACCAGUUCCCACUUUACCUUCCAACACUGGAAACACUACACACCACCCACACUGGGCCUUCGGGUCAGAAACAUCCCAGCCCCUCCCAGGCCACUAAGAAAAAUGGAAAACACCUCCAAAAAGGGCAGAAAUUGGAAAGCAGCAGGGAGCCAUGGCCUCUGCAGUCUUCUUAGUCACAUCCCCCUACCUUUGAUCCCUCCCCACUGACCUGGGCCCCACAGUAGGGCACCCAGUCCUUAUAGGAAUAUACACUGAAUCAUGGCCUCACUUCACCCUAAAUCCAAUAAAGGGAUGGAGCAUUUAUAGACACCACAGACACAUGUGUUUUUUAGUUUUGUUAAAAAAAAUUCAGACAAUUCAGGAAACAGGAGUUUAGGAGUGGUGGUGAUGCAAAAGGGGGAAGUCGUGGGGUGGGGGGUGGGGGUUGCCAGGGAAGGUGGCAGUAGUGUCUCCUUCACCCCCAUAUGCCUGCUGUCAUCUCCUGAAGAGGGACAGACGGUCACAUUCCAAAACUAUGGGUGAGUCCUCUACCGCGUCUGUUCAACUGAAGAGAAAACAUGGCACAAUUAGAAUAAGACAUGGAAAUGGCGAGGCUGGCAGAAACACCCCCCAUUACAUGCAGAUGUCUGUAGUUUGUGGGUGCAGAGGACACACUGGGAGUGGGGACAGAAAUAAUCUGUCAUGAGAAAAAGACCCCACACAGAGGACAACUACACAUCCCAACAAGGGCAUCAAGAUCAGGGGACAUGAACUUGUCGAGUGCCUGUUAUGCACCAGAGACCUUAUUUACGUAAAUGGGAUUUAAGACAAACACACUAAGAACAAGGAGACAAGAGCCAGUCUCAAGAGAUCAAUACUCACUGUAGGAGGAAAUGUCUAUCUCAUCAGGCAGCUCACUAAUAUUGACUUCAAAGCGAUCCUGCACGUCAUUGAGGAUCUUGGCAUCGUUUUCAUCUGACACAAACGUAAUGGCCAAGCCCUUGGUGCCAAACCGGCCUGCUCGGGCCACCUGGAAGGAGACAGAGGGUGGCACUGGGAAGACCCAAAAGUAGGAAGACACCCAAAAGGAGGGAUGAGAACAUACGGUAUAAAGACAUAGGAAAUCGGGAGGUGGGAGGGGACACUGGGAUGUCCGUGUGGGCGUGCAGCUUACCCGAUGCAGGUAGGUGUCAGAAUCCUCAGGCAUGUCAUAGUUGAAGGCAAUGUUCACCCGUUCAAUGUCCAUGCCUCGGCCAAAUAGGUUGGUGGCCACAAGAAUUCGUCGUUGAAAAUCUUUAAACUGCUGAUACCGAGAAAGCCUUUGUGAGAAAGGAAAUUAGAAAAAUGUUGAGUCCUUUCUCUCAAUGGUCUCUUUUCCUUCCCAAGGACACAAAACAUCUUUCCAUCUCUGACUCACCUCUCCUCCUGGGGCAUCCCUCGGUGGAUGGCAAUGGCUGGGAAGUUCUGCUCCACUAGAAGCUGGGCCAGGGCAAUGCAACGCUGCACAGACUUCACAAAGAUCACCACCUGUGUGUGGAGAGUAGGGGGAUGUGGGCCCAUGUGGAAUGUUAGAGAGAUUACGUACGUGCAAGGAAUGUUUUCAGUAACUAUGCUUUUCUAAAGGAAUUCCUCCUAGUCCCUCCCAUAUAUUCCUCUUCUGAUCUAAAUACAACUUAGCCUUUCUCACUCAGCUCUUGACGUCUCCUAAGCAGACAUGCUGCAGAGAAGGUACAGAAAAUAACCAAAACUACCAGGUGUGUUGAGAGACAAGAAUGAGGCAACCUCAUGAGAAAGUGGUAAAAAUUAAAACUAAAGUCUGGAAAGACCAGGACCAAUAUUUCCUGCUCAUCAAGAACAUCCAACAUAAGAAUUCUACCUUAAUUUUAGAAAGUUUUUGGUGCAGAUAAACUACACAACAGGUAAAGUGAUGAAACGCUUCUUCUCGGUAAAUAACACAAGAAACAAAUUUAAGAACCCAACAAACCUAAAAUAUUUUGGAACUUUUACAAGAUUAAACCCCCUCAAGGAUUUUCUUCAUUGAGAUUUUUAUUUACUGAAUACCCGGCUGUGACAGCCAUGGAACAGGAAAGCAGCUGCUCACACCUUGUUCAUGCUCAGCCCCAGAAGACAUCUGAAUUCUCACUUAAGAGAAUUUCAUUUAAAGACAAUUUCUCCACCAUUCUCACAUCGCAUGGGUCAUAUCCUCAAUUAAAGGGUACUUAACCAGGUUUCUGCUACAGUUGGAGACGUGCUCAUCCCUCUACUGGACCUUAAACAACUGACCUGAUUGAACUCAAGGACAUCGAGAAGGUCAAAGAGCUUCCGGUUCUUCUCGUUGUCCUUCAGUUUCACGUAGUACUGCUGCAACCCAUGCAGCGUCAGCUUCGUCUCAUCAUCCACGAAGAUCUCCAUUGGCUGGGGGGGAGGGGGGAGGAAGGGGUGGGGAACGGGAGGAGGGCAGAGUGGGGGGGUUAAACCUGGGGGGGUGGAGGAACUUGAUCUCCAAUACACCCCAUGGGGGGGAUGGGGAGAAGAGAGAAGAUUGAAAACCCCACCACAUCCCCAAAAAUACCCCCAUUUUAAUGUGGUCUCUUCCACAUUAGAUCUAAUUUCCUUCCUAUCAAGUCUUAAGACUGCCCAGCUACAAACCGUCAUGGGAAGGGAAAUUUGCAGGGAGGUAAAGGAGCAGUGAGACCACCCAAUGGCAAGAUGCCAUUACCUCAAAGGGAGGUGGUACAGGAAAGAAAACAAUAGAUGAUCCCCAAAGGGCCAAUAUGAUCCAAACACCUGGGAAUUGGUGGGACACAGUGACUCAAGGUCAGAAUAACUCCACCAAAGCUGGUUAUAAUACAAGGGAGAGAACAGAAAUUGCUCCGAGUAUCCUCCCAACUAAGAGAAUCAUAUCCACAUUAGGAGGGUGGAUAUCUGUUAAGAUCAGAAUACUACAAUGGAUAGUCAAAAUGCCAUAAAAAGAGAAGCAAACGUUACUCAAGGCGAGUAACAACUUGCCCUCAGACCACAAGGGAACAAAGGGAACAGAACAUUGGUCUCUGAACUAAGAGCCAAACCAACUAUAGCGUUACAUGGAAGGUACCAACAGAUGGUGCUAAGAAACAAAUUCAGAGCAGUAGAUACACACUCAUCUUAAAAAAAAAAAUACACACACACACACACACACGCACAAAACC
Messenger RNA from Acinonyx jubatus (cheetah), 3747 nucleotides. It is a transcript of the gene MCCD1, whose product is annotated as mitochondrial coiled-coil domain 1. Bases 220 to 573 code for a protein of 117 amino acids. NCBI's taxonomy places the organism in Eukaryota, Metazoa, Chordata, Mammalia, Carnivora, Felidae. The transcript has 2 exons. The record is from RefSeq and is a predicted model, not a curated record.